AUGUCAAACCAAAAGACACAACCACCGACCGAGAAACUUGACACCUCUGUCAAGUCUGAUGAGGCACAAGAAUUUCCUUCAUUAUUACCAGACGAACACCAAACAACAGAAGAAUGUUGUAAAGGUGAUUGUAAAGGAGAUACAAGUGCUCCCGCCAAAAAGCUUGAACAAGCUCCUGUUAUUGAAAUCAUAGAUGGCAAUAAGUACCAGGCGUACCGAGAGAAGAUGAAAUUAUUUGGGAUCUUUGUAUGUAUCAAUGUGAUCUUUGUAGUCUUUGUGCAAUGCGCUUCGUCAAUUGCAGUGCAAAUUGUAUUCUUGUGCUACAUCAUCUUCUCUGCUCUCCCAAAGUUUAUCUUCGGAAGUUUACUCCAGAAAUGCAAACCACAUGUCCGAGCACCACCAGUCACCAAAGACAAACCAGACGAAGAAGAAGGAGAAAGAACGUGGCACAUCUCAAGUGAAAUGUUUAAGUGCCCUUCUUGUGGUGGACAAUGUGACGGUCAAAACUUUUGUACGGAGUGUGGUCAGAGCAUCGAAAAUGAACAUCCAAUUUUGUUGUCCGUGUGUUUGACCGUGCACCAUGAAGACGCAGAAGGAAUUGAUGGGGGUAUUCGAUCGUUUGAGGUCUCGGUGUUGCCUUUUGAGCCAAAAUACUGUCAACUGAUUUUCAUUAUUGAUGGAAGAAGAGACAGAAAUAUGCAGGUCGACUACCAACAACUUGAAACUGCAACUUUCAUUAUCUCAAGACUGUCGAACUGCAACAGAAACGAUUUGUACUCGGACGACGACGGCGUCGUCAGGUUUAAGAACGGAAAAGGCGACCCACAGAUAUUGGAGGAUGGCAUGGCAAAAUAUGAAGGUACGUUUGAGUCUGGGAUGAUUUGGAUCAUUUUGUUGAAGAAGAAAAACGGAGGAAAGAGACACUCGCACGAAAUCUUCUUUGAUUACAUGGAUAAAGGAAUCACUCGAAAAACAGCAAAAGCGAUUAUGUUCGUCGAUAGUGACGUGGAAUUUGCAUGGGAAGGAAAUGAGUAUGGACUUAUGAAUAUGUACAAUGGACUUCUCAAGAGAGAGUGUAUUGGUGGUGUUUGUGGUGAGAUUGAGGUGAGUCAUUGGUAUCAAAAUCCGUUGACAAUGUGCCAAUAUUUUGAGUACAAAUCAAACCAGUUCCUUGCAAAGACGUUUGAAAAUUGGUUUGGAAUGGUGACAUGUCUUCCUGGUGCAUUCUCCAUGAUUAGGCCGCAGGCUAUGGAAACUGUGUUGAACGAGUAUUUAGCAACGUCGUUUUCGAUUUGGGAAAAGAACCAACUCGACUUGGGUGAAGACAGAACUUUGACGACUUUGUUGAUUGAAGCUGGGUGGGAUACAGGGUACAUAACAAAAUCGGUUGCACACACUGAUGCCCCCAUCAGCUUGGUUGGUCUGAUUAAACAGAGAAGACGGUGGAUCAACUCAACAAUAGUGAAUAUGGGUUUGUUGUUGAAAAGGGUGAGAAGACCCGUUGUUCUUCCAUUGCUCAUUUCACUUGCCAUUGAAUUGCUUUCUUCUUUCAUGUUGCCGAGUGGCAUUGUGAUGCUUUUUAUACAAAUCUUUUCAGAGUGUGGCGUGACAAAAUCAAUCGUCAUUGGGCUUCUCGUUCUCUGGACCGCGUUGCUCAUUACCUUCAGUCUGACGUCAAAGCUGGAAGACAUGGAAUAUUGGUUCCAAGCAUCCACCAUCAUUGGAGGGUUUCUUGUAUUUUUAAUGAUAUUGGGUGUCGUUCAAAACUUUGCUGGGUUCUUCGACAAGCAUUGGAUGGAAUUGGUGACAAUGUUGUCGUGGGUGUUUAUCAUCGUAUUCGCUGCAGUUAUCCAUGGUCAGUGGUUCUCCGUUUUGAAUGUAAUUGCCCCUGUUGUCUGGUUUAUGCUCACACCGACGAUGUAUGUCAUCAUUCCAAUUUACGCCGUCUGCAACUUUGAUGAUGUCAGUUGGGGGACUCGUGGUGGUGUAUAA
Entamoeba invadens IP1 is the source of this 1992-nucleotide messenger RNA. RefSeq names its product chitin synthase, putative. Gene Ontology annotation, cellular component: cell periphery; cell septum. NCBI's taxonomy places the organism in Eukaryota, Evosea, Mastigamoebida, Endamoebidae. Bases 1 to 1992 code for a protein of 663 amino acids. Gene Ontology annotation, molecular function: chitin synthase activity. The transcript has a single exon. The record is from RefSeq and is a predicted model, not a curated record.